Molecule: messenger RNA, 5467 nt
Organism: Planococcus citri (citrus mealybug)
Lineage: Eukaryota; Metazoa; Arthropoda; Insecta; Hemiptera; Pseudococcidae
Gene: abd-A
Product: abdominal A
Exons: 3
Coding region: 1255-2292 (345 amino acids)
Biological process (GO): negative regulation of transcription by RNA polymerase II; anterior/posterior pattern specification
Cellular component (GO): nucleus
Molecular function (GO): DNA-binding transcription factor activity, RNA polymerase II-specific; RNA polymerase II cis-regulatory region sequence-specific DNA binding
Source: RefSeq, a predicted model, not a curated record
GAGCUGAAAUUUAAAUUUGAUCAUUUUUGGAGUUCAUUCUAUUCCUGUUGGAAAAUUUCGAACCUUAUUGAAUCAAAAUGACCUCCCAUUAUAAUUUAAAUCAGAUUUACAUAAAUGUAAUAAAAGUAGUUAAAUUCCAUCCAUCAGAUUCUUCCUAUAGCACAAUAAUGGACCAUCUAAGCAUCUCUAAAUCACUCAAAAGUCAUCAAUUUUCUUCUCAACAUAACUCGAAGAUUUCAUCAACAUCAGAAUCGAGAGAAAUGAACUCGUCUCUCCCAGCCGCAAGGAUCAUUCGGUCUGGCUCGACUUUUAUACAAGAGCAAGAGAGCUGCAGAUCUCAGCCCAAGAGAACAGAGAGCUGGUAGAGUAUACAGCAGCAGUACCAAAUCUCAAAUACUUUGGACGUGUAUUCGGGCCCGCGUACUGUACGCAUAUCUGCGUAGCUCGAAUUCGUGGUUCGUGUUUCGGUGGAUGGACGUGGACGACUCGCGGCGUGGCGACGUCGCUCGACGAGGCAUCCCGCCGUCCGCGACCGUAGGAGUCGCUGUUCGCGAUUGGUAGGCGCGUACCGAGCGAGUUAUUCGAUUGGCGGCGUGCCCCUUGGUAGUGGGGGUCUUGGAAGCGGCUAUUAUCAUAAGGGGUUAGCGCAUUCGGUCGGUAGGUAAAAACCAUACCGAAAGUCAUAAACGAUACCGCGUAACAAGUGCAACACGCAGCGCACCAUUCAGCUAAAUUGCUACUAAACAAUAGGAAAAACGUCGUUGAGUUUUUUUUAUUUUACUCUUUUUUUCCUAACUUACGGGUGCCGCCGCUCGCGCGCGACAGGGACCACAAAAACGGUCCAUAAAAAGGUUUUUAACGGAAAAAAAAAAGGUUUUUAUUUUCGGUACGCGUUAAAAUCCGCACAUCAAUUCGGUAAACAUGAAUAUACGAAGGUAAAAAAAUAAAGCAUAUAAAUAUAACACCCGAAGUCGAAUCAUUUGAUUGUUUUUUCAUUUUUCUUUAGUUUUUGUUUUUGUUUUUUCGGCUCAUAUAUAAGCUUAUUAUUUUUUACUCGUGAUACGUAUAAUUUCGAGUCGAGUGAUUUUUUUCCAUCAAUUUUCGUAAUCGUUGGUUCAUAAUCGAUUGAAUUUUUAUCGCUUGUGUGAAUUUUUUAAUGAGUUCGCGAUGUGCAGUCCUUUAUAUUGCUGAGGGUGGCGAUGAAUCAUCGUAUCACAUCGUAGUGUUGUGUUAAAUGUGCAGCAGCAUGCCGCAAUGAGUUCGAAAUUCAUUAUCGAUAGUAUGCUACCGAAAUAUCACCAGAAUUAUCAUCACCAAUUAUUGAAUCCGGUAAUCACCUCCAGCAACGCUGGCAAUCUCGACUCGCCCGUAGUUAAUUACAGUCUAACGAAUAAUUCGUCUUCUUCUUCGUCUUCUCCGCCGCCCUCGCUCGUAUCUCCGGCCAGCCGAAUGUAUCCUUACGUAUCCGCAGCGGCCGCACAUCACCAUCACCAACAGCAGGCCGCAGCGGCCGCAGCCUUCGCCACCGGAUCCAUGGUUCCGGGAGCAUUCACCUCGCCCAGCUCGGCCGCACUGGCCGCCGUCGUCGAUGCGGCCACCGGCGAUAAAUCGUGUCGAUAUACCAGUAACGUUCCUACCGCAGAUUCCAUGGUCAACUACACGCUACACCAUCAGAACGGAGCGACCGCAAAUUCCGCAUCCGCAGCGUCCGCAUCGAUGGCCGCAUUCUAUCAUCAAGCCGCUGCCGCAUCCGUCGGCGCCGAUCCUUUGAAUUCGUGUUCGUCUCAAGUUAACGCCACCGGCGGCCAAGGCAUGCCGGAUUUACCUCGAUAUCCGUGGAUGUCUAUUACGGAUUGGAUGAGCCCUUUUGAUCGUGUUGUUUGUGGUCCAAACGGUUGUCCGAGACGUCGAGGGAGACAAACAUAUACUCGUUUCCAAACCUUAGAACUGGAAAAAGAAUUCCAUUUUAACCAUUACCUAACUAGACGCCGUAGAAUAGAAAUAGCUCACGCUUUAUGCCUGACCGAAAGACAAAUAAAAAUAUGGUUCCAAAAUAGAAGAAUGAAAUUGAAAAAAGAACUACGAGCGGUCAAAGAGAUAAACGAGCAAGCCAGACGAGACCGCGAAAUGGAACAAGCCAAACAAGACAAAAAUAAGAUGGUCGAUCAGCAAGCAUCGCAGCAACACCAUCAUCACCAGCAAAGUUUACACGAUCAACAUAAAAUGAUCGGGUUGGAAAAAACCAACGGCGCUGAUCUCUUAAAAGCUUCCGUAGGAAAAGUCCAGUCAUAAGUUUCCCAUAAGUAAUUAUAUAUUUUUUUAAUUUAAUAAAAAAAAAUCAUCAGUCAGGGUACGAUUUGGACGUGGUGCUGCGGCGCAACAUAGUAUUCAUUUCGCAUCGAAGAUGUCUCAAGUUGGGAAUAUGUAUUUACUUUUUUGUGAGUUCCCAAUAUAAAGGCAACGUCCAUAAUCGGAUCCGUGUAUUUUUUUUUCUUUAUUUAUACCUACUUGGUAAUGAUUUGAUUGAUUGUAACUGUUGUUUUUGAUUUUUAAUUUUUUUAAACUUUGUUAUUUUAAUUUAUAUAAGGGCGGCGUUCGUUCCGAUGACGCUGAUUUCGACGAGUUUUUCUUUCUGUUUUAUUUUUAUUUCAUUUUUUCAAUUUUUAUUUUAUUUUUUCAACGAAAUCUAUAAGUUAAAAAUGAUUUACUACAUUUAGGCAAAUUUUUACAUCGAAAAUCAAGCUGUUUUUUUCUUUCAUGUUUAACGAUAUAUGCAAUAGGAUUUUUUUCUAGUAGUUUUAUAUUAUCGCCUGACCGUCGAAGGAAUUAUAAUUUUUUCUUCAUGUGCCAUAUAUUUUCUAAUGUUUUCAUCAGCUCUAUUUAAGUAAUAAUAUUUUUACCAACCUUCUCUGUCCAUUUCGAUAUUAUAUGCCAAUGAGUAAGUCAAUUCGAUUAGGUGAAUAAAAUUAAUUAAUACUUUUUAUGUUUGAAAAAAAUUCCUAAUUUUUUGUUUCCACCUCCUCCCCUUUCUUUCUAAAAAGAUACCUCCAGUGCAAUCCGCUUUUAUUGUUUUUAUUAUUAUUUUUCUUCUUUUUUGUUAUACAAGAAUGAUAUUUGGUUAAGUUUAUACGUAAUUUUUGCCGUUUAAAUGGAAAAGGGCUGAUGAGACGGGUAUACGAGUGCAAUUGUUUAUUUUUUAAAAAUUGUAUAAUAUUGUUCGAUUUUAUGUAUUUUUAUCUCGUAUUUAUGUACAAUUUGUUGAUUAUGCCGUAGAAGUAUUAUUAUUGCCCCCUCUCUCUUUCUCUAUCUCUGUCUCCUUAAUUUAUUAAACAAAAAAAACAUCAAGUUUAUAACGUUUAACGUAAUCUACCUUCUAUUUUAUCGGUCGCUUUUUUUUCAUUCUAAAUUAAUAUGCAUUUGUAGUUGAUAAUUAUUUUUAUAAGUUUCGUAGAUACGUAAAUUUUGUAUCCAUAUUUUUAUCGUCGUGUUUCAUGGGCCAAUGAAAAAGGUGUUUUUUUUCUUCUUUUUUUUUUUUAAGAGUAAAGCUGCUGUACGAUGAAUGUGUCGUAUUAGCAAAAGACGUCAGUAUAAUUUGUUCCUCCUCGUUUUUGUUUAUUAAUUUUUCCGUUUUACGAGUACGACUAAUUGUCGGUUUGCAUUGUUUUUUUUUUCUUUAAAUUUAUUUUUAUCCUUCGUAUUCCGUGUAUUGUGAAAAAACGUGGUACGGUUCUCGGAGUAUGUAGGAGCUGAUCGCAAGGUCGAAUUUUCCUGCAUUUAAAUUUUUCAACGUACUGAUGCUGAUGUAAUUUGAAAAAAAUUCUACUUUUAUGAUUUAUUCCGCAUUUUUUGAGUGUAAUUGAAAACUGAACAAUUGUUUAAAUUUUCCAAAAAAAUAAUACUUACAGACAGAUGAUGUAAUUCUAAAAUAAUUUCAUUUUCAUUUUCCUCGUACCGUUUGAAUUUUUUUGAUACAAUUUUGUGGGUUGAAAAAAGUUCAAAAAUUUGGCCUCAAUCGAAAUCAAAAAAUUAACAAAAUCCCCAACCAAGUGAUGAUCGAAUUUUUCCGAUUUUAAGGCGAGCUGAAUCCAGAAGUUAAUAAUUUUUAUUAAGUAAAAAAUAUACGUAAUAUUUUUAGUAUUUUAAUAUUGUAUGUUUAAUGACUAUAAGCGUAAAACUUUUUUAAAAAUGUAAAUUAGCCUUAUGUCAUUGAAAACAAGAUCCAUAAAGGAUCAGCUUGCUUAUCUCUAUCGUAUAAGUAUGAACGAAUGUAAUUUAUGAAAUAAGUUACAAGAAUCGUUGUCUCAAACGAUCUAAAUUUUUUUUUUUUUUGAAAAAUUGGUUUUCCAAAUGAAAUAUUUAUAUGUUCGUUGUUUGUAUGAUUUUUUAUACUUUUAAAAAAAUGUUUUGUUUCUGUUCAUGUUUUUUUUUAAAUUUCGUUUUUAUUUGCUUUUUUUUGCAAUUUUUAAUGUAAUAACUUGCGUUUGUGUUUUUAUUUCUCCGUUACCCUGUUUCUUUUUUUCAUUUUUUUUUGUUUGUAUGUAUUGUACCAAAUUGUACAUAUCACAGCGGUUGCUUUUUGUAUUAUUUUUUUUCUUUGGUUGGCCGAAUAUUUAUAUUUUGCUUUUUUUUCUUCUUUGUUCAUUUUGAAGUAGUUUUUUUUAUAUAGUUUUAUUACGUAUUAUUUUUUCCCUAGAUCUGUGUUGUUACUUAAUAGUAAAAUAAUUUAUACGUAGUCAACGUAUAUUAGUCGUAUAAACUUUAAUGUGUUCCGAUAAUAAUUUUUUUUUGGCGAGGAAUUCAACGUAGAACCAUUUUUAAGUCAGUUUUUUCCUUUCAUUUUUUAUCUGAUUUGUUUUAAAAGGCAGAUAAGUGUACUACUCAUGUACGUAAUUUUUAUAUACGUAAUGCAUAAAUAUUUAGAGUUGUGUGAAAUUUCUUUUUACUUACCGAACAUAUUGUUUUGUUUUCCCUUUCGUUUUUUCUCGACGAUUGUCCAAGUGUAGGUAUUUUCGGCGCACCGUGUAUGCAACUUCAUCGACGCCAAAGUAACGUGGUGGCAGGUGGUGAUAAAGUUGCGUAGAUGAUAACGCCGGCAAUACUUACGAUACUAUACGAUAUGGCUGACCCUUGUGAAAUUGAUUUUUUUUUUUUUUUGUUCAAACACUCUUAGUUCCUCUGCGCGUUUGCGAAAAAAAGGGCAGAUUUUUCUCUUUUACUACUAUUUUCCUUCUUUGUAUUUCGUCUUGUUGUUUCUUUCUCUUUUUCAAUGAUUUUUUUUUUCAUUUUUUAUUCUCGAAAGCGGUUUUCAACAGUCGAUGAUUCGGUAUAUUUAUUUAUAUACGUAAUAUGUACCUUUCUACGAAGGAUGUAUAGUGUGUACAUAGUAGCCGCGUAGAUGUAGAGUAAUUGUCGCUAAUUUCAUGUUGUUAAGAAAAGAAAAUUAAAAUAUACCUCUGCCUAAAUUGUA